Messenger RNA from Kluyveromyces lactis, 693 nucleotides. RefSeq names its product Asg7p (gene ASG7). The record is from RefSeq and is a predicted model, not a curated record. The transcript has a single exon. Lineage: Eukaryota; Fungi; Ascomycota; Saccharomycetes; Saccharomycetales; Saccharomycetaceae. The coding region runs from base 1 to 693 and encodes 230 amino acids.
AUGAGUACUUUUGGUUCGACUUUUUAUGAUUCUGUAGCAAAGAACUACAUAUGUGAAUGUGGAAGUUGCAAGAUAGGAAAAAAUGUAGAAUUUUACAUGGUUCGUUUCUUCAUCAUGGGUUUUGUUUUACCCGUGCUAUGGAUCCUUAACUUAAUGUUGUACCUUUAUGCCAACUGGAUAAUCGACCACAAUGUUAGGGUCCCGGAACUUGACUCUGAAACCUUAUAUACCGAAUAUGAAUGCCAACAAUGGAAACAGCGCAGUGUCACAUCACUAAACAAAAGUAUUACCAAGGACUUCUACGCUAUUAACAACCCAUUGACAUUUUCCAUGCUUACUUUAAAACUACCAGAUCCCGUACCAUUGACUACGUAUCAACAUCUCUCUUUGCCUGAUCCAACGAAGGGCAGUGAUGAAAAAAACCAGUUUUCGGAAAGCGCUACUACCCUGGACGAGGGUGCAACAGACUCCUCAUCAUUUGAGACGGAAGACGGUGGUACCAAAUCCAUAGUGACAGCUCAGUGUCUAAAAGAAAUCGCUUCUGAACUAAUGAAAAAUCAUGACGUUAAUGCAAGAACUAUCAGGAACUGGUUUCUGCGUAGCUUAUGUGCAAUGACAGGGUACACAAUAUCCAUUAUAAUGAUAGUAGUUAUCGUUAAGACUAACAGCCAACCGGCAUCGUACCGAGAAUGA